AUCCUGGACACUCAGUUAGCAGUGUGCCGCAGUGAUGGUGGUGUGGAACAAGUCCUCCCCAGGUGGGACCCUUCUCAUCUGGACCUCAAACACAGGAGUGGAUUCUCCAUGGCAAGUGAGAACGCAAACUCAGCUGGCCAGGUGAAGCUCACCAUCGGCUACUCCACGGAGGAAAACAGACUUUUCAUCACCGUGCACUCCUGCAGAGCCCUGGCAGCCUGCUCCAAGGACAGCGCUGACCCGUACGUUUCCUUCAUCCUGCUGCCGGACAAGAAGGCCACCACCAAGAGACGAACCGCCACCAAGAAGAGGGAGCUCAACCCCGAGUUUAACGAGAGGUUUGACUUUGAGUUCUCUUUGGAGGAAGCUGUGCAGAAAAAACUGGACGUGUCUGUGAAGCACAGCGUCUCCUUCAUGAGCAGAGAGAGGGAGCUGAUUGGGAAGAUGCAACUGGAUCUGGACCAAAUCGACCUCAAGGCCAGUGUGACAAAAUGGUACGAUAUAGUAGCGGAAAGCAGCUAGAAGAAUCGAAUCUUCUGUAUUUUACAACGUAAACAUUGUGUUGCUUCUGUGAUUCUCGCAACUGUAUUUUCAGCUUUGAUGAAAAAAAAAAAUUCCUCAUUGAAUAAAUUAAGAACAUUUCUGCAAAUCAUCAGUAUUUAUAUA
Messenger RNA from Nematolebias whitei (Rio pearlfish), 666 nucleotides. Its product is annotated as extended synaptotagmin-1. NCBI's taxonomy places the organism in Eukaryota, Metazoa, Chordata, Actinopteri, Cyprinodontiformes, Rivulidae. Gene Ontology annotation, biological process: lipid transport. The record is from RefSeq and is a predicted model, not a curated record.